AUGGCCUCAGAACCCGUUCAUUUCUUCGACCUCUACUCCGAUUUCCCAGGACCCCUCAAAUCAUGGUCCCCCAACACGCUGAAAACCCGAGCAGUGCUCAACUUCAAGGGAAUCCCCUACACGCAGAGCUUCACCUCCUACCCAGACGUCAAACCGCUGGUUUCCAGCCUGGGCAUCCCCCCCAAUAAAGAGGGCAGACCGUACACGCUCCCCACGAUCAUCCACAAGACCUCCCUGGCCUCACCCGAUUCGAACCCGAACGGCGCGCUGAUGGAUUCGCUGCCCAUCGCCCUCCAUCUCGACCGCGUGUUUCCCUCCCCGCCGCUCUUCCCGUCCGGAGACGCCAGCUACGCGCUCUUUCUAGCAGUGAAUAAACUCGUGACUGUCCUGGCGCCGGCGUUUCGAACCAUGAUUCUCCCGCGGGUAGCUGAGCAUCUCGACCCGCGUGGACGGAGGUAUUUCCACGAGACGCGGUCUGCAGCGCUUGGGAAGCCGUUGGACCAGCUACGACCGACGGAGCAGCGGGAAAUAGACGAACUGUGGAAGCUCGCCGAGACAGAGUCGGCAGUGCUGCUUGGUAUGCUCAAGGGGAGGGAGGGGAUCAAAAAGGGGCCCUUCUUCGAGGGCGAAACGGCCGGGUAUGCGGAUCUGCUGGUCGCGUGCCAGCUGGCGUUUAUUGGGCGGUUCGAUGACGAGCUGCUGGAGAAGUUUCUGUCUCUUGGCGAGGGGGAGUUCAGGGCCCUGUAUACGGCUUGUUUGCCUUGGUUGGAGGGUCAGGGAGAGGACAAGGAGUGGCCGAUUCAGUAG
This is a messenger RNA of Penicilliopsis zonata CBS 506.65, 807 nucleotides long. RefSeq lists its product as hypothetical. The transcript is spliced from 2 exons. The record is from RefSeq and is a predicted model, not a curated record. NCBI's taxonomy places the organism in Eukaryota, Fungi, Ascomycota, Eurotiomycetes, Eurotiales, Aspergillaceae. Bases 1 to 807 code for a protein of 268 amino acids.